AUGAAGAAACCGGGAGGAGGCGGCGGAGGAGGAGCGGCCGUCGAUAAGAAGCGCAGUAGGCGUCCAUACGGAGAGUCCAGCACUGAGACCCCUCCUAGGAAGCAAGACGCGAAAAAGGACGUGUUUCAGGUUUUUGCUGAGAAAGUAAGAGACCAUAAGAAUCUGGAGUCUAGAUGGGCUGUCUUACAAGAGACAAGAGUGGAAUAUUUUAGAGGAAAAGAUUUUGUUAGCUUUUUGAGAAAUCAUCCAGAGCUCAAAGACAUUCUUGAAUCAGACAGGAACUUAGAAAUUGAAGAUAUAGGCAACAUUCUGCUGAGAAAAAAUCUUAUAGUGCGGUGUGAUCGUGUUGUCAAAACCCUUCGGCCCGGGAAGAAAAAGUUGUCUACAUGGCCAGCACAUUUGGAGAUAUUCUCGGAGCAAGUUUUUUCUGAUAAUGAUGCCUUCUUUGCUUGGACAUUUGUGAACCGAAGACCAUUGUGGCAAACACUUCUCUCAUUUUUCUGGCCUGUUUUGACCCUUGCAAUCUGCUUGUUUCCUGUGUAUCCCCACCGCUGCAAGCUAUUUAUUCUCUACUUCUGUGCGGGUUUACUGCUGCUUAUACUUUCCCUGCUUCUCUUAAGAGCCUUUGUCUUUGGAUCUCUAUGGAUACUUCUUGGAAAGCGUGUUUGGCUUUUCCCGAACAUUCUUGCGGAGGAAGCAACACUCAAGGAAUUAUUCCAGUUUUGGCCCAAGAAGGAUGAGGACGAGCGUCCAAAGUGGACGGUUAGGCUAUUUUAUGCAAUAGUAGCUGUGGUGGUCUUUUUACUUCUGAGGCACCAUGCUCCUGAUGAAGCCGCUAGAGCCAGGUAUCAGAAGCGGGUUUCCAACAUAAUUGAUGACGUUCUUGAGUGGUCCCCAAGUCUUGCGCUGUCGGGGAUGAUGGAGAAGCAAACCAUGUUUAAUGCUACUGAUCCCGAUGGUAAUGUCACUGAUGGGAGCAAAAGCACCACGGAACAGAUGGCUCAACCUGAGGAUGUAGAGGGUGAUAUCAGCACUGUUGAAAAUGAAGUCGAACAAUCUAUUGAAAAUGCAGAAGAUACAGAUCACCAUUAA
Molecule: messenger RNA, 1092 nt
Organism: Fraxinus pennsylvanica
Lineage: Eukaryota; Viridiplantae; Streptophyta; Magnoliopsida; Lamiales; Oleaceae
Source: the annotation of a GenBank genome assembly